Molecule: messenger RNA, 2478 nt
Organism: Cydia amplana
Lineage: Eukaryota; Metazoa; Arthropoda; Insecta; Lepidoptera; Tortricidae
Product: myosin heavy chain, clone 203-like
Exons: 6
Coding region: 132-2477 (781 amino acids)
Source: RefSeq, a predicted model, not a curated record
UUGCUUAACGGACGGACGGAGCGUUGAAUUGAUUGAGAGCCGUUGAGUGUUGUAUUGUGUACUUUUGAGACUGUUUUUAUUGUAUUUCACAGUUUUUAUUUAUUUAUUUGAGUGAUUUUAUAUUAGAAAGAAUGUUUUCCAAAGCCAAAAGAUUUGAACCAUCAUCUCUCAAAAGCCAAACAAAAGAUACAAAGCAGCCGGAACUAGAGAAAGUACAGCCAACGAAACAGCCAGAGUCCGGGAAAGUGAAGUCAACAAAUCAGCCAGAGGCAGACAAAGUAAAGCCAACAAAUCAGCCAGAGCCAGAGAAAGUGAAGCCAAAAAAGCAGCUAGACCUUGAGAAAUUAAAGCCAACAAAACAGCCAAAGCCUGAGAAACUAAAGCCAACUGUGAAGACGCUAGCAGUUGUGAGCAAAUUGAAGUCUACUGUGACACCAGCAAAGGCGAAAACCAGCAGCGAUGUGCAGUCCCAGUGCAGCUCCAUUACCAGCGUCAAGUCUUUUCUUACUCCCAAACCAGUUACAAAUAAGAAAAUUACCAAGCCCCCAUCUAGCCUGAAAAAGCCGGUGCCCUCGGGCCAAAAACUAAGUGGCAACAAAAUUCAAAGCUGUAAGGUAGCCACUGAAGAUAUUAUCAAAGCCCAAGAAGCUGAAAUAAGGAACAAGGACUAUACUAUUAAUGAAUAUAACAAGCAAAUUGAAGAACUCAAACAUGAAAUUGCUAAUUUACAAAAACAAAUGAAGGAAUCUACCAAAAAUGUUAACACUACUGACAGUUUAAAUCAACAGCUAUCAGAGAUAUCACUGAAAGAUGAUGAAGAAGAAUCUAAAACCAAAGAUAAUGCUAGUAAAAAUAUUGCUCAAGAUAACUUAGAAAUGAUUGCAAAAUAUGAACUUAAAAUUGCUGAAAUUGAACUUCUCUGUGAAAAAUUGGAACAAGAAGUGAGCAGUAAACAAGUAGAAUUAACUUCUCUUGAAGAAGUUAUUACGAUUAGAGAUAGUUUGUGUCAGGAUCUACAAGAGAAACUGACCAAUAUGGAAUCUGUAUUGGAAGGAACUAGGGCUAGGCUUGAAAUGGUUAAGGGACAUCAUGCCUUAGCACUAGAAGCCAAUGAAAGCAUUCGGCGAGAGUACAAGGCUGAACUAGAAAGUCUGAAGUCUAAAUUUGAAGAAGAAAAGCAGGCUAUUAUAAGUAGAUCGAAAUCCGAACAGGAUAGCAUUAGAGAACAUUACAACAUUAUCAUUGAGUCCAUUAAGAAUCAGUUGACUAAAGAAAAAGAUGAAUUGUUGAAUGAUCUACAACAACAACUGGCAAAUAAGGACAAUGAGAUGAAAGCAAAACUUGAACAGAUGGAUGAGGCUACUCAUGAAAAGCUGAGGCUUUGCGAGAUUCAGUUUGAAGAGCGUAGUCGUUCAAUCCAAGAACACUGGACUCAACAACAAGAAAAAAUAUUCUCUCUAGAAAAAGAAACCAAGGAUCUCAAAUAUAGCAUUAGCAUGGCGGAACAGAAAAAUCUGUAUUUACAAAGGGACUUUGAUGCCCUAAAAAAAGAAUGUGACAUCUUAAAAUAUGAAAAAGAAAGCAUUUUUGAAGAUACCAAUGAACUGAAAGAUGAAACAAAGAAAAAAUUCAUUGAUUUUGAAAAUGAGAUCAAUAAACUCACAGUAGAGGUGGACAAGACAAGUAAGGAGAAACGUCAGUUUGAAAUGUCUCUAUCUGUAACUAGAGAUAUUGUCCAAGUUCUCACAAUGAGGCUGCGAGAAUCUGAUAAUGAAUUGGAACAUUUGGAAGAGAAAGUUAAUUCCUUAACUGAUGCCAAAGAGGCUCUGGAAAAUGAACUCAGUACGUACAAAAGCUCUUUAAAUAACGCUCUCCUAGAAUGCAACGAAUAUAAGGAAGCCUUGGUCAAUAUUCUCAAGUCGAAAGCGGCGCUAGCAAAGGAACACACGCGUAUAAUGGAACACAACGUUACGCUAAUCGAGAGUCUGCAAAACGUUGAAAAGGAGGCAUAUCGUGAACUCGGCACUAUACAGAGUGAACUUAUUGACGACGUGGAAAUGAUAAAGAAGGAGUCUAAAUCUCAAAUGAAAGUUUUGCAAGAUGAGGUUGAGAAGAAGCGCUUGUUGUGCUCGCUGGCCACGGAGCAGGCGGCGGCGGCGGCGGCCGGCGCGGAGGCUGCGCGCGCGCUGCUGGCGCACGCGGCUGCCGAGCUCGAGCGCCGCGACGCCGACAACCAGCGCCUGCAUGCACAGAUACAAGACCAACAGUCGCUCGUAGUGGAGCUGUCCCUGCUGCGCCAAGAAAACGAGGAGCUGACCAUGACCGUGGCCAAGCAGUCCUCGCUCAUCGACAAGCUGAAGAAGGACGCCGAAACCCACGUCGCGCCUAAGUCCCCCUCGCUCAUGCGCAAAACACACAAGAUCGGCAAAGAGAACUUGCCCGCUGUUGUCAGCCCCCUCAGGGAACGCAACCACUGAC